CACUUAGGGUUGCCUUAUAAGAUAUUUCUACACUUACGUUGUCAGAUGCAAUUAGCAGUGCCACAGCGUUAAAUAGAAACGGCGCCUCCGCCUAAAAACCAUGGUUCACGUCUCGUUUUACCGCAAUUAUGGGAAGACAUUUAAGAAGCCUCGUCGUCCUUACGAAAAGGAACGAUUGGAUGCCGAGCUGAGGCUGGUGGGAGAGUACGGGCUGCGAUGCAAGAGGGAGCUUUGGAGAGUUCAGUAUGCUUUGAGCCGUAUCAGAAAUGCUGCUAGAGAUCUCCUGACCCUUGACGAGAAGAACCCGCGUCGGAUCUUCGAGGGCGAGGCCCUUCUUCGCAGGAUGAACCGAUAUGGACUCCUCGAUGAGAGCCAGAACAAGUUUGAUUAUGUCUUGGCAUUGACUGUCGAGAACUUCCUUGAACGUCGCCUUCAGACUCUUGUGUUCAAGUCUGGUAUGGCCAAAUCCAUCCACCAUGCCCGAGUGCUCAUCAGGCAAAGGCAUAUCAGGUUCGGACGGCAGGUAGUCAACAUUCCUUCAUUUAUGGUGAGGGUUGAUUCGCAAAAGCACCUUGAUUUCUCUCUCACUAGUCCAUUUGGCGGCGGACGUCCUGGGAGAGUGAAGAGAAGGAACCAGAGGGCUGCUGCCAAGAAGGCUGCCGGCGGAGAUGGAGACGAAGAAGAUGAAGAAUAAGUUAUGGGGUUUUUGUUCUUUCGUGGCUGGUCACUGUAGGACUCUAUUCUCAUUCUAAGCUAGUUUUCCAUGAUCUAGAAAGUAAUGUCUGUUUUUCCCCCUUUCUG
This is a messenger RNA of Hibiscus syriacus, 801 nucleotides long. RefSeq names its product 40S ribosomal protein S9-2-like. Gene Ontology annotation, molecular function: rRNA binding; structural constituent of ribosome. Gene Ontology annotation, biological process: translation; positive regulation of translational fidelity. Lineage: Eukaryota; Viridiplantae; Streptophyta; Magnoliopsida; Malvales; Malvaceae. Bases 101 to 694 code for a protein of 197 amino acids. The record is from RefSeq and is a predicted model, not a curated record. Gene Ontology annotation, cellular component: cytosolic small ribosomal subunit. The transcript has 3 exons.